GCAGAGACAGCAGCUGUCCCGACGCGCGGCCAGUUAGCUUGACACACGAUCUCUUGAGACCCGGCUGAGCCUUGGUGGGGGGAGGAGGGGGGGGGGGGUUGUUUAUCACGAAGUGGCGUCGUCUGCCGAGUCCAGCGAACGCGCCAGUCUUGACGACCAUCACGACCCCAGAACGGAACCUCGCUACGCGAUGCGUCGUUGUCUGUUGUUGUUCUUCGCGACCGCCGUUCUGGCCGCUGGCGCUGGUGUCGUCGGCGACUCUGCGAAUCCCGUGGUCAUCAACACCUGGCCGUUCACGAACGCAACGGCUAAAGCCUGGGAGACUCUGUACCUGAAGAAGCUGUCGGCGCUGGACGCUGUGGAGCGUGGCUGCUCGGUGUGCGAGGAGGAGCAGUGCGACGGGUCGGUCGGCUAUGGUGGCAGCCCUGACGAGGCCGGCGAGACCACGCUGGACGCCAUGAUCAUGGACGGGACGUCGAUGGACGCGGGCGCGGUGGGGGCGCUGCGGAGGGUGAAGCACGCGGUCUCGGUGGCCCGUCGGGUGCUGGAGAACACACGCCACACCCUGCUGGUGGGCGACCAGGCGACCCGGUUCGCGCUCGCCGUGGGCUUCAGCGAGGAGCCCCUGCAGACCAACCACUCCCGCGAGAUGUGGCGGCGGUGGCGCGACGGCCGCUGCCAGCCCAACUUCUGGACGAAUGUCUCGCCGGACCCGACGAAGCACUGCGGCCCGUACAAGCCGGACGGAGCGGCGGAGAAGACGGAGCAGCGGGGCGGAGGGACGUUUGGGGUCGAGGGCAAUCACGACACCAUCGGCAUGGUGGCGCUAGACCUGGAGGGCAAGAUGGCCGCGGGGACUUCGACCAACGGGGCUCGCUACAAGAUACCAGGGCGGGUGGGCGACUCCCCCAUCCCGGGGUCCGGAGCGUACGUGGACGGUGAAGUGGGCGGGGCCGCCGCCACGGGGGACGGGGACAUCAUGAUGAGGUUCCUGCCGAGCCUGGUGGCGGUGGAGCAGCUGCGAGCGGGCGCCGCCCCCAGCGCGGCGGGGGAGGUCGCCCUCGCACGCAUAGCGCGCCGCUACCCCUCCUUCACGGGCGCCGUGGUGGUGCUGAGCGCGGCGGGCCAGCACGGCGCCGCCUGCCACGGCCUGGGCUCCUUCAGGUUCUCCGUGGCCAGCCCCGCGCUGGGGGGCGUCGUCACGCAGGAGGUGCCGUGCAUCGACGCCGGGAGGCACUAGGGUCGCCGGCGUCUGCCGUGUUGGGAAAAAAAAACCUGAAUUCCCUACAUUUCUGUACUGCAACAUUUGGAAGAAUUAUACAUCGACAACUUGUUCA
Molecule: messenger RNA, 1337 nt
Organism: Bacillus rossius redtenbacheri
Lineage: Eukaryota; Metazoa; Arthropoda; Insecta; Phasmatodea; Bacillidae
Product: N(4)-(Beta-N-acetylglucosaminyl)-L-asparaginase
Exons: 6
Coding region: 191-1240 (349 amino acids)
Biological process (GO): protein deglycosylation
Cellular component (GO): cytoplasm; lysosome
Molecular function (GO): N4-(beta-N-acetylglucosaminyl)-L-asparaginase activity; asparaginase activity; beta-aspartyl-peptidase activity
Source: RefSeq, a predicted model, not a curated record